This is a messenger RNA of Nelumbo nucifera (sacred lotus), 804 nucleotides long. RefSeq names its product glucan endo-1,3-beta-glucosidase 4-like. NCBI's taxonomy places the organism in Eukaryota, Viridiplantae, Streptophyta, Magnoliopsida, Proteales, Nelumbonaceae. The record is from RefSeq and is a predicted model, not a curated record.
AUAUAUAUUAUCAAAACUUUUUCAAAAGCUGCGAAGUCCUCUUUAUUUUAUUUUCCAACUUCAUUAGUGGAUUUAUAUACAACUGUUUGGGGUGGUGAGGGUGCACAAUUAGAAAGAAGUUUCCAGGAAGAGACAAGGAAGAGCAAUGUCCUCUGUUUUGCCAAGAAUUUUUGUUGCUCUGCUCUUUUUGGUGAUAACUUCACACAAAUCAGGUGCACAGUUUGAGCAAUGGUGCAUCGCUGACGAACAGACACCGGAUGAAGAGCUGCAGAAGGCUCUUGAUUGGGCCUGUGGGAAGGGUGGUGCUGACUGCAGAAAGAUACAGCUGAAUGAGCCAUGCUAUCUUCCAAACACUGUGAAGGACCACGCCUCCUAUGCUUUCAAUAACUACUAUCAGAAGUUCAAGAACAAAGGAGGAACUUGCUACUUCAAUGGUGCUGCCAUGAUCACAGAACUUGACCCAAGUCAUAAAUCAUGUCAGUUCGAGUACAUUCCCUGAUUCAGAGAUGCGGUGAUACCUGCAUAUAUAAACAGAGUGCUAUUUCAUGGAGAUAAACCAAAUCCCCUUCAGAUUGUGUGUUGUACUCUGCUCAGGCUGGUUUAUCGUCGAUCUUCCAUAUUUUUUACUUUGGUAGAAGCCUAGAAGAUGAUGAAAUUUGGUGUCUGAGGUCGAUCUGAUUGCAAGUUGUUUGAAGCCUAUAAAACUUCUUAUGCAAGUUGUAAAUGAGGUUGCUACAUGUAAAGAUUCUCAUGCCUCGGUUUGGUCAUAGCUAGAGUUCAACUCUUUAAUGGCCACUUCUUAAA